Molecule: messenger RNA, 1198 nt
Organism: Malaclemys terrapin pileata
Lineage: Eukaryota; Metazoa; Chordata; Testudines; Emydidae
Gene: MRPL47
Product: mitochondrial ribosomal protein L47
Exons: 7
Coding region: 27-758 (243 amino acids)
Biological process (GO): mitochondrial translation
Cellular component (GO): mitochondrial ribosome; mitochondrial large ribosomal subunit
Molecular function (GO): structural constituent of ribosome
Source: RefSeq, a predicted model, not a curated record
CAGUGGCGCGAGGCAUUGUGGGGAUCAUGGCGGCUGCCCUUUGCCGGCGCUUCUUCAGCGCGGUGACGGUCUCGGGAGUCUUACAGGCCCCGCCAGGCGCCGGCCUUUCCGGAUUAACCUCGAACCUGCUCCAUAAGAAAACUACAAAAGUAGAGCCCCUCUAUCAGUGUAAGUUUCUCCAUACUACUUUGUCACGGAGAGGACUGGAGGAGUUUUUUGAUGACCCAAAAAACUGGGGAGAAACUGUAGUUAAAUCUGGGGAUGAGUGGCAUGCAAAACACCUAAGAAACAAGAGUAAUGAAGAUUUGCACAAACUUUGGUAUGUCCUAUUGAAAGAGAAAAACAUGCUUUUAACUCUAGAGCAAGAAGCAAAGCGACAAAGUUUACCUAUGCCAAGUCCGGAACGAUUAGAAAAGGUGGAAAAGUCUAUGGGAAGAAUAGACUUAGUUAUUAAAGAAAGAGAAGUUGCUCUGCGGCUGUUACAAACAGGCCACGAAAACCCGCGACCUGGCGAGUGGAGAAAUGACUUCUUAGGACGCACCUACUGGUACAAUUCCAAAGAGUGGCCAAUACCUUGGUACCUAAACAAAAAACACAACAGGAGGAAAUUCUUCUACUCGCCACGUGUGAAACAUUUCAUCAGACUCAGAAUAGAACAACACUUGAAAAAACAAGCAAGGAUGAAAAGCUUAGAAAAAAAGAAACAGCUCCUUUUACAAAAGAAAUUCCCUCACCUUGCUGCACAAUCACAGAAUUAAUAUCAAGCUGGAAGCGUGAUGCAAGUAAUAGUUUUAUUGCAGUAGUCUUGAUGCUACAUGUGACUGGCAUGUAGUGUGAACAUAUUUUCAGUGGGCAGCAGAUAAAGAACAGGGCUGCCUGUGAGGGUUUUUUGUUCUUUGAUCUUUCUUUUUCCCUGCCCAAAUAAAGCUCCUCAACCCUAAAAUUCAUAUCUGGGUUGAGAGAUCUUCAGAGCAAAACAAUAAACAUUUGUACUGAGUCAUUUAACUGAUUGAUAAAAUAUUACUUUUCCAGAAACCAGGUGCUGAAAAUUAAUGUUUUAAUAUUACGUGUCAUUUACUAUAAAGCUGAAUUGUAUAUGCUUAACGGUAAAAAGGCAUCUGCAAGACAGAUUGCAGUCAAGGCAGUUGUAGACAUGUGUCUGCUUUAGCUUUUAAUAAAGAGGUCUUCUCUCCCUUUU